Molecule: messenger RNA, 3165 nt
Organism: Brassicogethes aeneus
Lineage: Eukaryota; Metazoa; Arthropoda; Insecta; Coleoptera; Nitidulidae
Source: the annotation of a GenBank genome assembly
AUGGUAAACUUCGUGUUAUCCUUCUGUAAAAUUACUGGGUCCAGUAAAAUUUUCAAAAGACAUUUUUAUUUGCCACUAUUAAAACCGCUCACACCCAAAGAGGCUCUAAGAACCCUUAGAAUCACUGGAAAAUGGCUUCUGGGUGCAAAAAUCCAACACUACAUUCCCGUGUUAAAAAAUCAUCGUGAAAAAAGGUCAAAAAAAUGUAAAGAUUAUGGCAGCAAAGUCCACGAACGCAUGGACGAUUUCACCUACAUGACCCCCGUUAUAGACCCGGAAAACGAAAGCCACAAGUUACUUCUGAAGGUGUUGGACACAAAAACAGGUACAGGCACUUUUGUUUACACAGUGGAAGAUAAAAAAUACAAUAUAGUAUUCCAAGCACAAUUCGAGGCUGCUAUAAGAGACCGUGAUAUAAUUGACAUAUUAGUUUCGCAGAAAAGCGAUAAAAUUAUUGUCAAGUUAAAAGACUGUAAGAAAAUCUCGAUGGAAAUACAAUACAAUGAGGGAGACGACGAGUUAUUUAACGGCGAAGGAGCCACCACACCUGAAGAAGAAAAAUUUCAUCACCACGGUAAAUACACCAUGAGUUUAGCAAAAGUUUUCGAAGACAAGGAAAUCAAAGAAGAAGAAUGGGAACAACAGCUCAAAAAAAUUAUGAGACGUCGCCGUAAGCAUAAAUUGGAGUGCACAAAGGCUUGGAAACAAAUGUUGAAAGAAAAUGUUAAAAAUUUGGACUGGAAAAAGUUCGAAGAAGAUGCCAAACAAGUAAUCGAUGAAAUUAACGAGCCAGCCAGCGAACAACCGAUACCGAUGGAAAUUGAUGAUUUAGAAAUCACAAAGAAUGUAAACGAAACAUUAUCUCAAAACAGUGAAUUAUUGAAUCAACUACCUACAAUAAAAGAUAUCACGGACGUCAUUAAAAACAUGGGGGCAGCUGAUUUACACGAAAUUGAAACCGGGGGUGAAGGUGAGCAAAAUAAAAAACGCGUUUCCGGUGUUAAAGUUAAGCUGACAAGUGGCAAAGAAUGUUUUAUAAGCGGCCAAAUGGUGCACACGGAAGAAGGGGAUGUUUUUGUGCCUGGACAAACCGUGGAAAAUGAAUUUGGAUCCGAAUAUGCACCAGGUAUAACUAUAAAUGUCGAUAAUAAGCCCACUUUGAUUAGCGGUUUAAUUAUGGGCGAAGAGCAGAGAGACCCGAUGUUUUUGCCCACACAAUCCACCAUAACGUCGGAUGGUCAAUUGACGUUUGCCUCGGCUCCGGAAGAAAGGCCGCCGGUGCAACCGGAAGAAAAACGUUUAAGAACGAAGUUGGAAAAACAGAAAAAAGAAAUCGAAAUGCAGAGGAGACAAGAGGAGAAAGAGGCGCUAAGAAUGCUGCAUAUCAUAAACCACUUCGCCGAAAAUAUUGAAAGCGACGAUGAGCCUGAUAUUGAAAACGAACAUACUGAAGUGCCAGUGGAAAUAAUACUGGAUAUUUCUGACGAAUCUGAUGGGUCACAAUCCGAUAGCGACGAUAAGGCUUCCAGUAUCGAAUUAAACAAUUCAGAAAUUGAGGAAUUAGACAUUGAGGCCAUAAAAUUGAAACAGGAACAACAACGACUCGAAAUGGAAAGAUUAAAACAAAUACUAAUGGACGACGGAAUGGACGACAUAAUUUCCAGUUUAGAAGAGAAAAAGGCAAGGCUUAAGUUAAAAUUGGAAGAAUUGCGGAAAUUAAACCUGAAUUGCGAAAGUAAUUUGAUAACUUAUGCAUACGAUCCCGAUGCAAUAGAAAUAGCGUCAAAAAUAACUCAGGAUAAAGAUGCUAUUAAUAGGGUCGGUGAAAUACUCUUAACAAUGACUAGGAGGUUAUCGACUUUGCGCGAUAAAAAUAGCAUACGCGCAGAUAACAUAAAUACCAACAUAGUUUCGGAGAAUGCAACAGAUAUAGAGCAAAAAUUCAACGGUUGCUCAAACAAGUUAAAAAUAUUAUUCAAAACUGCACUGGUGGCUGCCAAUGACGUUUACAAAAAUCGACCAAAAGAUCAGAUUCUCGCUUUAAAUGCUAUCGGGGAGAUAGUUACAGAUGCAUUAAAUGCGGACGAUACGGUUCUAAGAGAGCUUAUGAAUUUAAUGAACACCCCUUUGGAUCGCCAGGAGAUCUGCAAUACGGUUUUAAAAGAACUAUCGCAAGAUAUUAAAGAAACCAAAGUGUCCAUGCUUAAGACCAUAGCGAAUAAAUGCCUACAGCCAACGGAUCUUUAUGAUUAUUUAGCGAAAAUAUUCGAGUCUGAAAACAUUGUUUAUUCUUCGUUCGUAAAAAUAUCAAAAUUGGAUCCAGAACUAGUAAAAGUUUUAAUUGAAGAACUUAAAGUAAACAUAAAAGAGGCAACAACCGAGGAAUCUGCUGUGAGACUUUUACAAGAAUGCAUUAUAAACUCAGCUACAAUAAAUUUGGACAAAAAUAUACAGCAAUUCAUAAGCUCAACAAACGAGCACAAUUUGCUUGAAUUCAUGGAAGAGGCUUUGAGCUUUGCAAAAGCUUUAGAUUACGAGGACGUAGUGGACGAUUUAUCACGACCCAUGAAUUUGGAUACAUGCGACAAAAAAACAUACGAAAUGCUUAAAAGAAUGCUACUUAUCAGAAACUUGUCUGAAAGGGAUUAUUCGCUUAAAACUGCCAUUGGAAGGAUUAAGAAAAAUCCGGAAUGCGCUAAAUCUGAUCCUAGGAUACGACAGUUAGUAAGGGAGAGUGCUGUAUUGACAUCGAACUAUCCGCCCUUAAGAAACUCACGAGAUAUUCCUAUAGGAUUGAUGAAGAAACAGAAUUUGCUGGCGAUAGAAGAUUUUCUCAUGCAAAGGAUCAAAAUCGAGUACCCAGUUUUGAUAAGCCGAAACAGUUAUCAGGCUGUCAUACCGAAGGAAGCAGCCAGGGGUGUGUUGGCUGGAAGGGUUUCCUACGCGCUUAUCGACGAAAGUGGCAUAACAAACUUUAAGCCGAUGCAUAUGACAUCGGCAAUAAGCGUCAACAAAAAUCGCGAAAGACGUAUUGAUGACUACUUGAGUGCUCGCGGCCGCGAAAAAUCUGCCGAACCAACUGAUAACAGAACAUAUCUGCAGGCUAAAAAUAACGUAAGAAAACUAAAAAAAAUGUUCAAUAACAACCGUAGAAACGCUGCAUGA